Calliphora vicina (urban bluebottle blowfly) is the source of this 336-nucleotide messenger RNA. RefSeq names its product protein suex-1. The coding region runs from base 1 to 336 and encodes 111 amino acids. Lineage: Eukaryota; Metazoa; Arthropoda; Insecta; Diptera; Calliphoridae. The transcript has a single exon. The record is from RefSeq and is a predicted model, not a curated record.
AUGCGCUCUUUUGUAUUGUUGUUUACAAUUUUGGCCUGUUUCUUGGCCUUGGCCUGGUCAGCGGUUGUGGAACAACCCGACCAAGAAAAUCAGGCUGAAAAUCUAUUGGAUGUUGAUGCUGGUGUUGAACAAAGCAGCAGUGAAGGUGUUCGUCAAGCUCGCCAAUUCUUUGGAGGCGGCUAUUAUGGUCGUCCUUAUUAUGGUGGUUAUGGCGGCUAUGGAGGUUACGGUCGUCCCUACUAUGGUGGUUAUGGCGGUUAUGGUCGCCCUUACUAUGGUGGCUAUGGCGGUUUCGGUCGUCCCUACUAUGGAGGUUAUGGCGGUUUCUAUGGUUAA